Molecule: messenger RNA, 1488 nt
Organism: Macrosiphum euphorbiae (potato aphid)
Lineage: Eukaryota; Metazoa; Arthropoda; Insecta; Hemiptera; Aphididae
Source: the annotation of a GenBank genome assembly
AUGACAAUUUACGUGCCGAAACUCAAAUCGUUCAAAACGCUGCGUUGCGCGGUGACGGUGGAGCCCAUGCUGUUCUUGUACUUCGUGGCCAACGUACUGUCAAACAAUGUGGGCACGAACAUGCUGUUGCAUAAAGGAUGCAACCCGAACGCGACCAUGGCACCGGACCUGCACGUGUCGCCGGACUGUCUUCUGGAGAACGGCGCGCAGCACGGCGUCUCGUCCAUUAACGUGUGGAAACACAUGAUCCAAGAACUGCUGUCGCUGGUGUUCAUCAUGUUCGCGGGCCCGUGGAGCGACCGGCACGGCCGUCGUCGCCGGCCGCUGAUGUUCGUGCCGGUGAUUGGACAGAUGACCUGCGACGCGUUCAACUUACUGUCAGCCAUAUUCUGGAACCAGCUGUCACCCACCGUCACCGGCAUCACGCAGUCGCUAAUCCUGUCCGUCACCGGGUCGCAGCACUGCUUCUUCAUCGGCAUGUUCGCGUACCUGGCUGACAUCACCGACACGUCCAACCGGACCAUGCGCAUCGGGUUCGCGUCGGCCGUCCUACCGCUGGCCGCCACCUUGGGAGCGCUGUCCGGUGGUUACCUGAACGUCAGACUCGGGUUCGCCACCGUGUUUGCCUUGAACAUGGGCCUAAACGCGAUUGCCCUGUGCUUGGGCCUGCUGUUUAUUUACGACACGUCCGAACCGUACAAGGCGACUGGUUCGCUGUACAGGAACACAUUCGACCCAAAUAUCGUCGUCCAGAGCUGCAAGACCGUAUUCGUCAGGCGUGACAACCACAAGCGCUUUGUACUCUUGCUUAUGAUCGUCGCCUCGCCGUUGACCGGUGCUCCUUUUGUGGGUGAAAUAGGUCUAAUGUACUUGUAUUUGAGAAAGCAGUUUGGCUUCAAAGAAAUUAAUUUCAGUUUAUUCAGUGCUUACACAAUGGGAAUCAUGCUGUUUGGAUCAUUAUUUUCUCUUGGAAUUUUGAGUCGAUACCUUAAAAUGAACGAUGCAAUGAUCGGUCUGAUUGCUACUUUCUUCGAUAUUGCAACUGCUGUCGGAUUCCUAUUAGUUACUAAACUGCAAUAUUUAUUAUUUGUACCUCCUUUAGAACUGUUUCGUGGUGCAGCAUUAGCUCUCUGUGGUGCCAUAGCUUCGAAAUGCGUGGAAUCUCAUGAACUAGGAUCUAUGAAUGCCGUGAGAAUGGCCAUGGACAAUUUAUCGAAAAGUGCAAUCUUACCAUUGUAUAAUGUAGUGUACAACAGAACGCUAGAGUCUAUGCCUAGUGCCUUUUUCAUCAUCAGCAUAUGUUUAACCGUUCCGUUAAUCGGAUGUUUUGCCAUUACUUAUUACUUGACACGAAAUCAAGUGUCACCUGUUAAACCAAUCCAGGAAAAAAAUUUGGAAGAUACAUCAAAUGAUCUCAACGCUAAUACUACUACUACUAAUACUAAUGAGAUGAAAUCCGACAAUGCUGAAGGACUUGUACAUAUGUGA